AUGUGUGCUGGGCAAAACGUCGCGAUAUUGUCCUGGAUAGAGGAUGUUGCGAGGAGCGUGCCCAAAACCCCGCCCAACACUGAUCGGUUCGAGAAACUGCAUCCACCAUUUCCGUCCGCCUACCUGAAGACAUCGCCUGCUCUGGCCCCAUCAAGUUCCGCGGCUAGUCGAGGUGGGAGGUCACGUUCAUCUAGUCCAUCACGCGUGAAAGCAGAACUAGCCGCCGCCACCCCCCGGGUCGUCUACGUACAUGAAUCUACCGACCCGAACAGCGUCGUUGCGUCUCAGCUAUUGGCAACUCUAACACAGGGCUCUGAGUUCGGCCCGGAUGAAAAUAUUGCUCGGAAAAUCUCGAAUGCGUCGUGUCAAUGUGCUACUGAACUGCGCAGUGAAGGUUCCUGGUUGAACAAGGUCGCACUGCCGUUGUUGGAGGGGGCCAUUGCGGAAUUGCCGUUAGAGUCCCGCGAUACAUACAACCGCAAAGUGGACCUAGUUGUCGGUCUGCCUGUUGAGUUUUGGAAAGUAGACUAUGAACAGGCGGGGCUCAAUACACCAGGGAAAUGCUUCAGCCAUAUAACCCAUCCACACACUGGAAAACGCAUUCUGGGCCCUGGUGUUGAGAUUAAAGCCGCGGACGGAAACUUAGUAGAGGCGCAAGUCCAGCUUGGGGUAUGGAUGACAGGACUACUUAUGUGGGCUUUCGCACAACGGAAGAGUGUGAAAGACUUGCCUCCGCUUGUUGGUUGUACUGCUGUCGGAGAGGACUGGAAAUUCUAUAUUGCAAUCGGGGUCGAAGGGUCUGGCGUUCUGGGAGAAGUACGCAUCUGGGGUCCUUUAUCUGACUUGGACGGCCGCACCACGAGUGUCAAACAUACCACAUCUCUUCUGGGAACACUUCGCCGCGUCAUGGAAUACACAAUCGGGCAGUACAAGGAAGGAAUUUUCCGAGCGGUUACUUCUGGGACUUAA
Messenger RNA from Penicillium samsonianum, 969 nucleotides. RefSeq lists its product as uncharacterized. NCBI's taxonomy places the organism in Eukaryota, Fungi, Ascomycota, Eurotiomycetes, Eurotiales, Aspergillaceae. The record is from RefSeq and is a predicted model, not a curated record. The transcript has 4 exons. The coding region runs from base 1 to 969 and encodes 322 amino acids.